AUGGAAGAAACUGAACUCUGCUUUCCACAACUCCUCAACUCAUCCUGUGUGCGGCAAAAGCGCCCACAAAUUGAGGCUGUGUGUAUUUACACCCUGCUAUCAUCUAUCUCUCUGCUUACUGCAGUACUGAACCUACUUGUCAUCAUCUCCAUCGCCCACUUCAAGCAGCUGCACACCCCAACCAACCUCCUCCUCCUCUCUCUGGCCGUCUCAGAUUUCUUUGUGGGCCUCAUCAUGGCUUGUCAGAUUAGUCUCCUAGAUGGCUGCUGGUUUCUUGGUGACCACAUGUGUGCUCUGUAUAGCAGUUUAGAUUACAUUGCUACUUCUGCUUCAGUAGGAACUAUGGUACUCAUAUCAGCUGACCGCUAUGUAGCCAUUUGUGACCCUCUGCAUUAUCCCCCCAAAAUUACUAUAAAAAGAGUCUCACUCUUGCUGUUCUAUUUUAACUCUUGUCUGAACCCGUUAAUCUACACUUUUUGCUACCCCUGGUUUCUGAAAUCUAUUAAGCUCAUUGUGACAUUUAAGAUAUUUAGGCAUUGCUCCAGUAAGGCCAGUAUACUAUAG
This is a messenger RNA of Oreochromis aureus, 564 nucleotides long. RefSeq names its product trace amine-associated receptor 9-like. The transcript has 3 exons. The record is from RefSeq and is a predicted model, not a curated record. Gene Ontology annotation, biological process: G protein-coupled receptor signaling pathway. NCBI's taxonomy places the organism in Eukaryota, Metazoa, Chordata, Actinopteri, Cichliformes, Cichlidae. Bases 1 to 564 code for a protein of 187 amino acids. Gene Ontology annotation, molecular function: trace-amine receptor activity. Gene Ontology annotation, cellular component: membrane.